Molecule: messenger RNA, 1204 nt
Organism: Myripristis murdjan (pinecone soldierfish)
Lineage: Eukaryota; Metazoa; Chordata; Actinopteri; Holocentriformes; Holocentridae
Gene: mmgt1
Product: membrane magnesium transporter 1
Exons: 4
Coding region: 80-472 (130 amino acids)
Cellular component (GO): EMC complex; early endosome; Golgi apparatus
Source: RefSeq, a predicted model, not a curated record
CAGGGAGGGGGAGGAGCUGCUGGGCUUUACGACGUUUUUUUGCGACAGUGGGUUCAGUUUCUCGUCGCCUUGGUUCAAGAUGGCCUCGUCGUUUUGGAAAGGUGUUGUCGGCGUCGGACUCUUUGCCUUAGCCCACGCAGCUUUCUCCGCGGCGCAGCAUCGAUCCUACAUGCGACUCACAGAGAAGGAAAACGAAACACUACCGAUCGAUAUUGUCCUACAAACGUUAUUAUCGUUUGUUGUGACUUGUUAUGGCAUCGUCCACAUCGCUGGGGAGUUCAAAGACAUGGACGCCUCCUCAGAGCUGAAAAACAAAACAUUUGAUACGCUGAGGAACCACCCGUCCUUCUACCUGUUCAACCACCGAGGCCGAGUGCUCUUCCGCACGCUGGAGCAAGACGUCUCCUCCGCACGCAACCAGCAGGCCCUCCCGAACCCCUUACGACUACGCAAGCUGGAGCAUUUGCACUGAGACUGGCCUUUCCUGCCCUCGUCAUCAUCUUCUGUGCACAGAUUAGGUUUUUUUUUUUUUUUUUUGGUUUGUUAGAUGGAGGGGAAAAGUGAGCAUUCAUUUUCCUUACUUUAUCUUUGUACAUAAACUAAUACGCUGUUCAGACAUGCAUCUGUCCAUAAAAGUGGUCACCACCAUAUGUAACACUGACUGUGCCAACCCCUCAGUUUUUUCAAGCCGACUUGUUUGUAUAUAUGUAAUCGCUCUGGAGUCUUAAGAUUUUGAGACGUCUGCUCCCCUUUUCUCUCGUGUCCCUUCUGAGCUGAAGUGGAGUACCGCUAUCCUGUGUUGUAUAAGGGGCAGAUUAAAAAAAAAAAAAAACAGUUUGUUUCAUUAACCACACAUCAGUCUUGAGAAGCUGUCUUGGGCAACUUUUUAAUUUCAUGUCAGCAGAAGUGGUAUGUGUCGUACGAACUGAGGACCCUUUAUGUCUUGUGAUGAUUUCCUGCAGGCAUGAAGGCUCACCUGUACAUUCUGUAUGCAAUAAAGAGUAAAUGCAGGUUUGUGUCACAGGAAAUCAACUCCAGGCUAGGUGUGACAGCCGUCGUGUCACAGCAAGUCUAAUGAUACUGUGAACACUAAGUUGAAAGUUAAGGUACAUUUAUUUGGACAGGUUUUUUUUUUUCCCUUCAUUUUACAUUUUGUUAAGAUUCAACAGUUUGUUUUUGAUUUAAUAAAAGCAUACUGAUUUUA